Harpia harpyja (harpy eagle) is the source of this 1333-nucleotide messenger RNA. It is a transcript of the gene WAS, whose product is annotated as WASP actin nucleation promoting factor. Gene Ontology annotation, molecular function: small GTPase binding. The record is from RefSeq and is a predicted model, not a curated record. NCBI's taxonomy places the organism in Eukaryota, Metazoa, Chordata, Aves, Accipitriformes, Accipitridae. Gene Ontology annotation, biological process: actin filament organization; regulation of Rho protein signal transduction.
GGGUCCCAGGUGUCCAGCGGAGGGACCCAGGCAUCCGGGGAAUGAGCCAUAGGGCUCGGGGGGGGGCCCCGGGGGGGGACAACGUCCCCUCAGGGCUGCUGCAGCAGCAGGAAAACCUGCGGCUCUUCGAGCUCCUGGGCCGGAAAUGUGUGACCCUGGCGACGGCGGUGGCGCAACUGGUGGUGGCGGAGCUGGGGGGGCCCGGGGGGGCCUGGGCCAAGCGGGGCUGCGGAGUCGCCUGCCUGGUGCGGGACAGCCCCCGGCGCUCCUACUUCAUCCGCCUCUACUGCCUGGCCGCCGGGAGCCUGUGGUGGGAGCAGGAGCUGCACGGGGAGAUGGGCUACACGGCCCCCACCCCCUUCUUCCACACCUUCGCCUCCCACGAGGGCCAGGCGGGGCUGAACUUCGCGGACGAGGGGGAGGCGGCCGCCUUCGAGGGGCUGGUCCAGGAGCGGCUGCGCCGACGCCAGCAGCGGGGCGGGAAAAGCGGCAGCUCCCGCCCCCGCCACCCCCUGGUGAUGAGCGCUGCGGGAGUUUGCCCCGGACCCCGGCGGCCCGCCGCCGAUGGCAGCGCCCCCCCGCUGCCGGCCGUGCCCAUCGCCAACCCUGACAUCACGGCAUCCCGUUACCGGGGGCUGCCCAGCCCCACGGCGGGACCCACGGCGGGACCCACGGCUGGCGAGCAGAAGAAGGGACGCAAGAAGAUCUCCAAGGCCGACAUCGGGGCCCCCUCUGGGUUCAAGCACGUCGGUCAUAUCGGCUGGGACCCCAACAACGGUUUCGAUGUGGCGGCGCUGGACCCCGCUCUGCGGGCGCUUUUUGCCCGGGCCGGCAUCAGCGAGGCGCAGCUGGCCGACGCCGAGACCUCCCGCCUCAUCCAUGACUUCAUCCAGGGCCGGGGGGGGCUGCAGGCCGUGCGGGAGGAGAUGCGCCGACAGGGUCCCCCUCCCCCGCCGGGCCGGGGGGGGCCCCCGCCGCCUCCGCCCCCCCCCGGCCCCCCCCCGCAGCCGCUCGGGGGCCGCUGCCCCCCGCCCCCGCCGCCAGGGGGCCCCCCGCCUCCUCCCCGGGGCGGGCCCCCCGCGGCCCCGCCCUCCCGCUCCGCCGCCCCGCCCCCGGCCCGCGGCCCCGCCCCCCUUGGGGGCGGCCGCGGCCCCGCCCCCUCCUCCAGACCCCCGAGGGCGGCGGCGGCGGCCCCAACGCGGGGGGGGCUGGUGGGGGCCCUGAUGGACGUCAUGCAGAAGCGCAGCAGAGUCAUCCACUCCUCGGACGAGGGGGACGAUGGCGAAGAGGAGGACGAGGACGACGAGUGGGACGACUGAGCCCCCCCCCAAAA